AGACUGGCAUCUGAUCCAGGUUUAGAACCCUGUCCGGACUUUCCCUCCAACAUUUAUCAAGCUAUCCGCGCUCGAUUUGUUAAUCAGAACAACGACAACGCUCAAGUUGUCGAAAUUUUGCAGGCUGUGUGGGCAGUUACCAACAAUACCCGUAAAGUCCAGUGGCAGCGGCAACUUCAGGAAGACCAAGCCGCCGUCACGAAACAGCAGGGCCUCUUCCACGAAGAGAUCAAGUGUCAACUCCAAGCCUCGCUUCUCGAGGAAGAUCGGAAGCGAAAUCCUCUCAAAUACAUUCCCAUUCCCGACCGUCCGCGCCCGUACAAUAUACACCACGUCCUCAUUUCUGAUUUUGCCUUCCAAAGGGUCGUUGAAGGCCAGUAUGUGGAACUUUACUACUGGACUGGUAGGGGUCUCCGGGCAGAUCCACGAUUAAAUUAUCCCACCGCCGCCGACGAAGGGAUGGGGCGUUCUGCAAGCCCUGGGAGCUUUACUACAGCGGGUGCCGCUCAUGAUGCUAGCGUCAUUCCCGACCAUAGCCUCACCAUCAUGGAAUUCGCUCAGGCUGUCCCUCGCGCACUCGAGUUGUUCCAACAAUGUGGUUGGGCAGCCCAGCGUAUCCAGAUGCUUACAGCUUUCUGGCAAGCGAUAAUGUGUCAUCAGUACUGGAAUUCCACCGACCCUCUUGAAGAGCGCGCAUUGCUCGUUUACCAGGAUAAGCAGCGGCGGGCGUGGCACAAAGCCAUUCCCCUCACCGACGGG
Molecule: messenger RNA, 759 nt
Organism: Suillus subalutaceus
Lineage: Eukaryota; Fungi; Basidiomycota; Agaricomycetes; Boletales; Suillaceae
Exons: 1
Source: RefSeq, a predicted model, not a curated record